This is a messenger RNA of Anastrepha obliqua, 3370 nucleotides long. It is a transcript of the gene asl, whose product is annotated as golgin subfamily A member 6-like protein 24. Lineage: Eukaryota; Metazoa; Arthropoda; Insecta; Diptera; Tephritidae. The record is from RefSeq and is a predicted model, not a curated record. The transcript has 6 exons. The coding region runs from base 135 to 3194 and encodes 1019 amino acids.
AAUUAUAAUAAAAACAACAGCGCCGGCGCGGUAGAUACAAUAGUCGGUUAAUAAUUCAAUUUAUUCAAAAUAUUCCCAUUUAAAGUGCAAAAUAUGUACAGAAAGGACUGUAAUAAAUAUAUAAAUCAACAAAAAUGAGUUUAUUUCAAGGAGGGGAAAGUAUCCAAGUAAACACAAGUAUUGAUCGUGCUGCUGAAGAGGAGGCAUUAGCAGAUCAAAGGCGCCACAAGGAAGAGUUAUGUAAUUUGUUGCAAAAUGCCUUUGAUGAUUUGGAGGCUGACGAGACCACCGUUGAUUCAACUACUAAUUUUCAAACGCAUCUGAGUGAUGAACAUCCGCCACAACCAACGCAUGGGAUUCAUCAGAUGCCAACAAACAACGGACAUCCUACACAUUUGCCGCCAGCCGCUUUCGAGGCGGAAAUACACCGAUUGAAAAUGUUGCUUGAGUCACAAACCCGUGAAUCGGAACAUUUUAAGAAGUUGGCCAGCGAGGAGCAAAAUAAACGUGAUGAACUGCAAAAGCGCUUGUGUAUAGCUGAAGCAGAGUUGGAUCGCGCAUUGGCAAGUAAGAAGAGCACACACGAGUUGCUGGUAGAGUGCAAAGAGAAAUGUUCGAACCUGGAAAAUAAUAUAAGUAAAUUGCGUGAGGAGAAGAAAUUCUUGGAGAACGAACAUAAUAUAGUGUUGGGCAAGUUGGAAACAGCACAAAUGCUUCUGGGUGAUGUGCAGGCAAAGUAUGAUAUGGUAGAGCGGAAUCUAGGUAAAAAUAGUCAACGCAAUGCGGAGCUUCAACGGAAACAUAUGCAAGAACGACAUCGCGCAGAAAUUGAAGUAAUGCAACAGCAAAUGGAGCAAUUGUCCUGCAAGUUUGACAGGAAAGUUAGUGAGCUGGAAAGUAUGCAUGCGCGCUAUCAAGCAUUACAAAGUAGUCACGAAAAUAUGUUGGUGGAGAAGGCCAGUAAAAUAAAUGAUUUAAAUAAUGCAUUGUCUGAGGCGCAGCGGACGUGUGAAGAAUUUAGGGCACGUCAUGAUUAUGAACAGGAAAAUAUGCGUUUGCAAAAGUUUAUUGCCAGUUUACAAGAGCAAAUUAAAAGUAUGGAAAAAACUAUAGCUUCACUAAAUGAGCGUUUGGAGUAUACUACUGCUGAACUGGAUGUGAUGGAUAGUGUGCUGCACCAUCAUAAUCUUGAAGAUACGCCAAGCCGACUCAGUCAGACACAGGGUAAAGUUGUCGGUAGUACGCCUUUGACUACCACCGACCGUUUGGGCAGCCUUAAAGAAGAACUAUAUCGAGCAUUGGCAAACAUAAAAGGCAAGCGAGAGGAAAUCCGACGUCUGCAGCAAAGCCUCGAUGAAAAGACUACCGAAAACCGAGCGCUGAGAGAGGAAGAGAAUAAGGCGCUGGUGCAAAUUACAACGCUUAAAGAAACAAAUGCGCGACUGGAGAACCGGCUUAAGCUUCUUGAACAAGAGUACGAGGAGUUGCAGCACAAAUCAAUGGCCAAUUUAAAUAACACCAGCCACAGAGCAGAUAUUGAGGCGUUGCAACAACAAUUGAAAAUCGAGAAACAAGCGCUUCGCGAACAGUGCGAACGUUUGGAAACGGAGUGUAAAAAUCACGAGAUAGAGCGUAAAAAGUUGGAUUUGCAAUUGCGUAAUGUUGAAGUGGAUUUGGAGGAGCUAAAGCAAGAACACGAAAGCAUGAAAAUGAAUUAUGAGCAAAUUAUGAAAGAGAAUCAGAAUUUGCGCAGUCGCGCAACGGCGGAUAAAAUGCGAUUGGAUUUAGAAAAGCACAAAUUUCUGCUAAAAGACGCACAGGCCGAAUGUGAUCGCUUGAAAAAUCUCUAUAUUGAAAUUUCAAAUGCUAAGGAGGCGUUGAGGUAUGAGGUGGAAAAAUUACGCCAUACGGAUAACAUGAAAGAGCUGCAAGAGCAACGCGAGAAGGUAGCAAAUCUACAGCGAGCACUGCAACUGGCCGAAGUGAAAUCUUCCGAAUUAGCGAAGAUACUUGAAACUGAAAAAGUGUGUCAUGAGCGCGAUGUGAAGGAGUUGAAGGAGCGCUUCGAAAAAGAAAAGGCCGCAAACCUCCAAGCAGCAAAGGCAGACCACUCGAACAACUGCAGCAAAUGCAUUGAUUACAUGUCUGAAAUAACGAAAUUCGAAAUACAAAAUCUUAAGUUAAGCAACAUUAAUUCCAUUAACAAAAAGGAAAUCGAUGAUCUCACACAACAAUUGAAUGAGUCCAAAGCUAUAAUUGCGGAGCUAAAUGAAAAACUGAAGCUCACCGAACAGCAAGAGGCACUCAUAGGUGAGCUCAAAGCCAAAGCAGCACGCUUCGAGGAAUAUGUAAAGAGUCAAAGCAGCGCGUCUGAACCGUCACCACGAAAACAAACGUCUAGCGAUGAAAAGGGUGUCAAUACGGAAGAAUGCAAACGCCUACCCAGUAACGAGGUAAAACAAAUUGAAUCACGUAUACGUGAUGAAAUGGCUAAGCUGUUUGCUAGCGAAAUAAAGCGUUUCCAAAUAAAAAUGCACCAAACUGAAGAGAAAAAUCUGUGCCUGCAACGCGAAUACCAACUUACGACUAAUGAUUUGCAGCAAAGUCAAACCGAAGUGGAGUUGCUGAAGCAAGCCAUUUUGGCGGAGCGCGAACAUGUGGAGGAAAUACUAAAGCAGAAGGAUGCGGCAGCACACGAAAUGAUUGAAAAACAAACAGCAAUAUUACAUAAAUGUCGCGAAGAACUAUUGGCAAAGAAUCAGCGUGUAGGACAAUUGUCCAAGGAGCUGGAAGAGCGCCAAGUGCAAAUUGAAGCUGAGCGGAAAUCUAUGAAAGCGGUGAUGAGCCAAUGGGAAGAGCAACGUAAACAUGCAGAUGCUAUUGAGAGUGAAUGGAAAGAUAAAGUGGAGUCGUUGGCGCGUACACAUGAGAAAGCUUUGGCAGCGUGGCAAAAGAAAUACAACUCGGCCAAGCAUACGGCGGCGAAUUACAAGCGCUAUGCGGAAGACAAGGAAGCGCACAUGCUGCGCGAAUACGAUCGCCUUAAAUCCGAAUAUGAUGCUUCAGUGGCCAAGAUCGAAAACCGCAUGAGGGAGGCAUUGGAGGUAAAAAGUCGAGAGAUGAAAGACGCUAUUGCAUCGAUUGAGAAACGGCACGAAUUAGGCUAUGACAAAGAAAACAAAAGGAAAAACUAAUUUGUUCUUUAAGGCAAUGGAUACGAAAAUCAUAUAUCGUACGUUUAUUAAUAAUUUUACUUGUAUGUUAGGUGAAUCUACCGGUUUGUUAAUUUGUUAUAGAUUUACGAAAUUGACUGCAAUUUAUUUAGAGAAAAGAAAGGAAAAUAUAAUAUAAAGAAAACUUGUAUAAUUAA